Molecule: messenger RNA, 882 nt
Organism: Lotus japonicus
Lineage: Eukaryota; Viridiplantae; Streptophyta; Magnoliopsida; Fabales; Fabaceae
Exons: 1
Coding region: 1-882 (293 amino acids)
Molecular function (GO): nucleic acid binding
Source: RefSeq, a predicted model, not a curated record
AUGAACUUUUGCUUGUCAAUGCUUGAAGGAGGUAGCAUACCGCAUGAUCCAAUUUUUUCAUCUAUGCAUAAUAUUGUUCAUAUCGAUGAGAAGUGGUUCUACAUGACAAAGAGGUCUACAAAUUAUUAUUUGCUACCAAAUGAGGAAGAGCCAUUACGCACUUGCAAGAGCAAAAAUUUUAUUGGUAAAGUAAUGUUCUUAGUUGCUAUAGCUCGUCCAAGAUUUGAUGUGGACGGGAAUGAAAUAUUUUCUGGAAAAAUCGGUGUCUUCCCUUUUGUCACUCAAGAGGCAGCUAAAAGAAGUAGUGCUAAUAGAGUUGUAGGGACACUAGAAACAAAACCGAUAACUUCAGUGACCAAAGAAGUUAGUAGACUAUUUUUAAUUCAAAAGGUUCUUCCUGCUAUCCGAGCAAAGUGGCCAAGAGAUUGUGUUAGAGAUCCGAUAUUUAUUCAACAAGAUAAUGCUAGAAGUCACAUUGAUCAGAAUGAUGCAGAGUUUUGUCAAGCAGCUAAAUUAGAUGGAUUCGAUAUUCGUUUAAUGUGCCAACCUCCAAAUUCACCGGAUCUUAAUGUCUUAGACCUUGGUUUUUUCAGCGCGAUUCAAUCAUUGCAACACAAGGAAGCACCAAAAACCAUGGAUGAUCUUGUUAGUGCUGUUGUGAGGUCCUUUGAAGCUUUUUCUGCUAUUCAAUCUAAUAAGAUUUUUCUAACUUUACAAUCAUGCAUGAUAGAAAUCAUGAAGACGAAAGGUUCAUUUGAAUACAAAGUUCCACAUAUUAACAAAGCAAUGUUACAAAGAGAAGGUCGACUUCCUAUGCAAUUGAAGUGUGACCCUUCUAUAGUGGAGGAAGUUUUACAAUAUUUGAGAGAUGCUUCAAAUUGA